Molecule: messenger RNA, 604 nt
Organism: Amphimedon queenslandica
Lineage: Eukaryota; Metazoa; Porifera; Demospongiae; Haplosclerida; Niphatidae
Product: cleavage and polyadenylation specificity factor 73-like
Exons: 7
Biological process (GO): mRNA 3'-end processing by stem-loop binding and cleavage
Cellular component (GO): mRNA cleavage and polyadenylation specificity factor complex
Molecular function (GO): 5'-3' RNA exonuclease activity; RNA binding; RNA endonuclease activity
Source: RefSeq, a predicted model, not a curated record
CCGCCUAUAUUUUUAUGAGUCAGAGUCACGUUCAGUACAACUCAAAUUAUCUUUUAAAAGAAUGAGUAGUGAAGGAGGAGGUAAUAAUGGCCAGCAAGAUCGAGAAGACAGUGACCUUCUUACCAUUAGACCAUUGGGAGCUGGACAAGAAGUGGGACGGUCGUGUAUAAUGCUUGAAUUUAAAAACAAGAAAAUAAUGUUGGAUUGUGGUAUUCAUCCUGGUUUAUCUGGUAUGGAUGCACUUCCUUACACUGACAUGAUUGAAUCAGACGAAAUUGAUCUGUUACUAAUUACACAUUUUCACUUGGAUCAUUGUGGUGCUUUACCAUGGUUUCUAGAAAAGACCACAUUCAAAGGGAGGGUAUUCAUGACUCCAGCCACUAAAGCUAUCUACAGAUGGCUAUUGUCUGAUUAUAUUAAAGUCAGUAACAUAUCAAGUGACCAUAUGCUGUACACUGAGAAAGACCUGGAGAAGAGUAUGGACAAAAUUGAAAUUAUUAACUUUCAUCAGGAAGUCGAUGUUAGUGGCAUUAAAUUCACAGCAUAUAAUGCUGGGCAUGUCUUAGGAGCAGCAAUGUUCAUGAUAGAGAUUGCUGGAGUUAAA